Messenger RNA from Phycomyces blakesleeanus NRRL 1555(-), 2040 nucleotides. RefSeq lists its product as hypothetical. The coding region runs from base 1 to 2040 and encodes 679 amino acids. The transcript is spliced from 4 exons. Gene Ontology annotation, molecular function: protein binding. The record is from RefSeq and is a predicted model, not a curated record. Lineage: Eukaryota; Fungi; Mucoromycota; Mucoromycetes; Mucorales; Phycomycetaceae.
AUGGGAAUAUCAAAACUACCAUACGAAAUUCUUGCACAAAUUGGGGAUAAUCUAUCGACAACGGACAGACACUCUUGUACUCUUACGUGCAAAAGAUGGAGAUACCCGUUUCAAAAUGCUCUGUGGAGAAACAUGUGGAUAUUUACCUAUGAAGGCAUGCAAAGACUUACCAACAAUAUUAAAAACUCUCAAAAUAUACCCGCAACAUACCCCUUUUUGGUUCACAGCUUACACAUACGUCUUCGCCGUUAUUGGCCAGAAAUAUCAGACGAGAAAUUUUCUACGCUAUUCAGAUGCUUUCCAAACUUGAAGCGCCUGGACAUAGAGGAUAUAGUGUAUACAGAUAUUUAUACAGAAAUAACAAGAUCUGACAAUAUAUGGAAGUCUCUGAAAAGUUUGAGAAUACAAUACAGACAAACCGGUGAAACGGACCAAGCACAAAUCCUUCUUGAACUUAUAGCUACAUGUAGCUUGCUUCAUGAAUUAGAAAUACUUAAGAAAGGACCAAGUUGUCGCAUAGAGUUUGAUGUGUAUGACUUGGACAGAAUACACCAAAACUUGCAAAGCCUAUCAUCUAUAAAGGCUAAAAUAUAUCUCAGUCCUGACCUUUCGGCUGCAUUGGACACAAUACCAGAUACAACACCGGCUUUUGCAGUGACAUACCUAGAUAUAAACUCGAAAAAAUUCGAAAACAAAAGCGAUUAUUUGAAUGGAAAUUGGAAUGAAUGGAAUCCUUUGUGGCUGUAUUACUUUGGUUACAAAUAUCCAAACCUGCGUUCGCUAAAGCUGAAUUCCACGGGGAUAAGUGGUAAUCUAAUAGAUGCAGACGAGAGGCAAAGAAUCAUAUCUCUUCUUCACUCUAAUCCAAAUGCAUUUCAACACCUGGAAACAUUCGAUUUUACAAACGACAAAUAUUUCGAGCUUUCUGACUUUGUUUUAUGGGAAUUAUUUUAUGCUUUAAAAGUCCCUCUUAAGCAUUUGACGUUGGAUGCAACACAAGAUGGCAAAGUAGACGAUUCAUACCCAAUUGACGUUAACACAAUCUUACAAUCCUUCUCUGAAACACUCAAGAGCCUUUCGGUUACAGGUUUUACAUAUAACUACAAUGACCAAGAUACGGCUAUCGAACUAUCCUAUUACUACCCACUUUUGACAGACAUUUGCAUCAGUGGCAGCAAUGUGUCUCUUAAUCUAGACAACAUAUUGGACAAAUGUGUGGCCCUUAUACAGCUAAAAUUUGGUGGUGGAAAAUUGUUUAUUAAUCCAAACACAACAACCAAGGAAUCAGAACAGAAACAGCAGCAUCAUGGAUUAAUGGUUUUGACAUUACUAAAAUUCUCUGCAGCCGCUGAAGUAUUUAAGAAUAUCUCUUUUAGGUGUAGAAGUUUAAGACAUAUGACUUUGAAUGGCUUGUGCGCAACGGGAUCUAUUUGCGAAGAAACCGGACGUCUGUUAUUUGACAUGUCACAUACUUUCUUAAAGACUUUAAACAUCAGUCAGGUUCAAUAUUGCACGUCAUACGAAGAAAUGAAUGCAAGCAAUGCUGGUGGUCUGACCCUCCUGUCUCAAUUAAACGACUCUCAAUUAUCAGAUACAAAGAACGGAAGAGAAAAAGAGAAUAUGGAUUCCGAAUGCCCUGUAGUAGCAAUUCACAAUAUUGAUUGGAUCUAUACAUAUUGGAACUAUGGGUAUAAUUAUGCACAUAUACUAGACACUAGAAAACUUUCGAAGGAAGAAGCCGAUAUAGCACUUGAGUACUAUCAAAACUUUCAGGCGAGUAAAAUCAGCGAAACGUUAGAAGACUUUGACUUCUAUGAUAAAAAGAUCAAAUAUAUGGACGAUAAACUCGAGCUUGACAAAGGAUACAGCGAAUUGAGAUUUGGGAAUAUUGAAACUGUUCUUAUAAGUACAUCAAACAAAAUAAUAACUACGCUAUCUUGGAGUGGAUGUCUCAACUUUCUAGGUUACAGCAACAUCUGUAGUUGCACUCGGGAACAAGGUUGCCUUCGAUUGGUUGUUAUUCAUUUCUAUUUUCCUUAG